Prunus avium (sweet cherry) is the source of this 3369-nucleotide messenger RNA. It is a transcript of the gene VPS41, whose product is annotated as vacuolar protein sorting 41. Gene Ontology annotation, cellular component: late endosome; HOPS complex. Gene Ontology annotation, molecular function: protein binding. Lineage: Eukaryota; Viridiplantae; Streptophyta; Magnoliopsida; Rosales; Rosaceae. The record is from RefSeq and is a predicted model, not a curated record. Gene Ontology annotation, biological process: protein targeting to vacuole; cellular response to starvation; vesicle-mediated transport.
AUUAAAAUUAAAAAAAAAAAACACAAAGAAAGCUCAAACCAAACAGAUCUCUCCCUCAACUCUCAACUCUGAAACUCAAAUCAUUCUUCUCUCUGAGACGACGAACAUCCACGAGAAGAGCUGACGAGGUAUAUAACAAUGGCUCCAAUUCCGCCAGAUAACGGCGUAGAAGGAGACGAUGAGAGAGAGGAAGAGGGCGAAGAAGAAGAAGAGGAAGAAGAGGAAGAAGAAGAAGAGGAAGAUGAAGAGGAGGAGGAGGAGCCGAGGCUAAAGUACCAGCGAAUGGGAGGCAGCAUUCCUACGCUCUUGACGAGCGAUGUGGCUACGUGUAUCGCCGUCGCGGAACGAAUGAUCGCGCUCGGAACUCACGGGGGCACCGUUCAUAUUCUCGAUUUUCUCGGGAAUCAGGUUAAGGAAUUCCCUGCUCAUACUGCUGCAGUGAAUGAUCUUAGCUUUGACAUAGAAGGUGAAUAUAUAGGAAGCUGUUCAGACGAUGGGUCUGUUAUAAUAAACAGCCUUUUUACUGAUGAGAAAAUGAGGUUUGAGUAUCAUCGCCCAAUGAAGGCUAUUGCUCUGGAUCCAGAUUAUGCAAAAAAAUCUUCUAGGAGAUUUGCAGCUGGUGGUUUAGCUGGUCAUUUAUAUUAUAAUACAAAAAGAUGGCUGGGCUUUAGAGAUCAGGUUUUGCAUUCUGGUGAAGGUCCUAUACAUGCAGUGAAGUGGAGAACAAGUCUCAUUGCUUGGGCUAAUGAUGCAGGUGUGAAAGUAUACGAUACUGCAAAUGAUCAGCGUAUAACAUUCAUUGAAAGACCACGAGGAAGCCCACGACCUGAGCUUUUGCUCCCUCACCUAGUUUGGCAGGACGACACAUUGUUGGUCAUUGGCUGGGGAACAUCAAUCAAAAUAACGUCGAUAAAAACAAAUCAGUCUAGAGCAGCCAAUGGGACAGUUAAGCAUGUCUCGAUGCCAAUGUCUAAUAUGAACCAGGUGGAUAUUGUGGCAUCCUUUCAGACCAGCUAUUUCAUUUCUGGUGUUGCUCCUUUUGGUGACUCUUUGGUCGUUCUAGCCUAUAUCCCUGGUGAAGAAGACGGGGAGAAGGAAUUUAGUAGCUCUGUUCCAUCACGGCAGGGAAAUGCACAGAGACCAGAAGUACGUAUUGUAACAUGGAAUAAUGAUGAGCUUUCAACAGAUGCUUUACCUGUACAUGGCUUUGAGCAUUACAAAGCAAAGGACUAUUCCCUUGCUCACGCUCCUUUCUCAGGUAGCAGCUAUGCUGGUGGUCAGUGGGCUGAAGGUGAUGAACCACUGUACUAUAUUGUAUCCCCAAAGGAUGUAGUCAUUGCAAAACCCAGGGAUGCUGAAGAUCAUAUUGCUUGGCUUCUUCAACAUGGUUGGCAUGAAAAAGCUUUGGCUGCUGUUGAAGCAGGCCAGGGACGGAGUGAACUUCUUGAUGAGGUUGGUUCUAGAUACCUUGAUCAUUUGAUUGUGGAAAGAAAAUAUGCUGAAGCUGCAUCUUUGUGUCCCAAAUUGUUGAGAGGAUCUGCUUCAGCAUGGGAAAGAUGGGUUUUCCACUUUGCUCAUCUGCGUCAGCUUCCAGUAUUAGUCCCAUAUAUACCAACAGAAAACCCAAGACUACGUGAUACUGCUUAUGAGGUUGCUCUAGUAGCACUGGCUACAAAUCCAUCUUUUCAUACGGAGCUCUUGUCAACUGUUAAAUCUUGGCCACCGGUGAUUUAUUCUUCAUUGCCUGUUAUCUCAGCCAUAGAACCUCAGCUGAAUGCAUCUUCCAUGACAGAUGCUCUUAAGGAGGCUCUAGCAGAGUUGUACGUGAUUGAUGGGCAAUAUGAAAAAGCAUUUUCACUAUAUGCUGAUCUUUUGAAGCCAGACAUAUUUUCCUUCAUCGAAAAGCACAAUUUAUAUGAUUCCAUUCGGGAAAAGGUUGUCCAACUGAUGAUGCUAGAUUGCAAGCAGGCAGUUCCUUUAUUGAUUCAAAACAAGGAUUUAAUUACUCCAUCUGAAGUGGUCAAACAACUUUUGAAUGCAAGGGACAAGUGUGAUUCCAGAUAUUUCUUGCAUGCAUAUUUGCAUUCACUAUUUGAAGCAAACCCUCAUGCUGGAAAAGAUUUUCAUGAUAUGCAGGUAGAGCUUUAUGCAGACUACGAUUCAAAGAUGCUACUUCCUUUUCUUCGUAGUAGUCAACAUUACAAACUUGAGAAGGCAUAUGAAAUUUGUAUCGGAAGAGGUCUUUUAAGGGAGCAAGUUUUCAUUCUUGGAAGAAUGGGAAAUGCGAAACAAGCCCUUUCUGUAAUCAUAAAUAAUCUUGGGGAUAUUGAAGAGGCUGUGGAGUUUGUAAAUAUGCAACAUGAUGAUGAACUUUGGGAAGAAUUAAUUCAGCAGUGUCUUCAUAAACCUGAAAUGGUAGGCGUGCUACUGGAGCACACAGUUGGAAAUCUAGAUCCUCUAUAUAUAGUGAAUAUGGUUCCUAAUGGGUUGGAGAUUCCUAGGCUUAGGGAUCGCCUAGUGAAAAUCAUCACCAAUUACAGGACUGAAACAUCUCUAAGACAUGGGUGCAAUGAUAUCCUUAAGGCUGAUAUUGUCAACCUCUUGGUCAAAUACUACAAAGAGGCAAUACAUGGAAUUUACUUGAGCAAUGAAGAAGACGAGGCACGGACGAAAAGGAAUGAUAGUAGGGCUUCUCAGGUGAUUGAGAAAUCACCAGGUGUGAGAAGUAUGGAGGUUAAAUCAAAACCUAGGGGCGGUGCAAGGUGUUGCAUGUGUUUCGAUCCCUUUUCUAUACAAAGCCUUAAUGUCAUCGUUUUCUUUUGCUGUCAUGCUUAUCACAUGACUUGUCUUAUGGAUUCCACCUAUACUAGUGGAAUAAAAGGGACUGGGGCCACUUCCAGUGAGAGAGUAGCAGAUAAUGAGUAUGAUGACCGUGUUGUGGAAGAAGAUGAUGAUGAUACCCAAUCGGGUGACUCUCGUAUGCGUUGUAUCUUAUGUACUACUGCUGCUAGUCGAGUUAGGUGAUGUGUGCGCUUGAUGGUGCUUUCAAUGUUGCAUGCUCAUUAUUAAUUUUUUUUUUUUCGGGUUCCAAGUUUUUGUGUGCGCAUGCAAGUGUGCGGCUUCUAUUUAUCGUUUCUUUUGUUGUGCAUGUGGUGUCAAUUCUUGUAUCAUAGUUAUACAUAUUUAUUGUGUAAAGCGGCUUUUAUUCUUUGGUGAGUGAUGAGGAUUGUUGCCAUCAGGCCUAGUUUCUUCAGUGCACAUUGCAGAUUUGUUGGAGUUGAUAUGUACCAGCGUUGCUGUAGUAGUAGAGAGGGUUUUGAGUGGGAGGCAGACAAACAAUAAAUUUCAGUAUUUUCUUUGUUGUCAUAA